UAAUCUCCUCAAGGUCGUAGAUACUUGAUAUAUAUUUAGAUCUAAUACUGUAGUACAGUAGCUUGUUAUUAAGUCUUAGAUCUCGUUUAUAAAUAAGCCUACUUCGAUAGGCAAUGCUAGGACAUGGCGUCGGCAAUGUCAACUAAGAUUCUGGGACCUCUUCGACUGUCAAAGCAAUUGAUAAGUGCCAGUUUUUGCAGGUCAAAAUCAGAUUUAACUGCGGCCACUGGACAUACUUUCACUGAAUAUGAAAAACAGAGAGACAAGAAAGAUGUCUCAAUAAUUGUGAAUGAGAAAAUGGACAUUUCGGCUAUAAGUGGAGUGCCGGAAGAGCACAUAAAGACCAGAACUGUCAGAAUAUUUGUUCCUGCUCGUAAUACAAUGCAGUCAGGAACCUAUAACACACGCAGGUGGAGAAUGGAGUUUGAUUCACGAGAAAGAUGGGAAAACCCAUUAAUGGGCUGGAUUUCAACUGGUGAUCCUUUGUCUAAUCUUGAAGUCAACUUCAACAGUAAGGAAGAUGCCAUUUCAUUUUGUGAGAAAAAUGGCUGGGAUUGGUUUGUCGAGGAAGAGAAGAAACCAAAAAUGGUCAAGAAAUCGUAUGGUGCCAACUUUGCUUGGAAUAAAAGAACCAGAGUUUCUACCAAGUAGUCGUAUUCUUUAGUCCAGUCAAGCUUUAGGAGACAAUACAUGUAAUGUAAUUAACUAAAGAAUGUCAUUGUUACUGCACUAAAAAUUUAAAUGGAAUAGAAAAAAAUAUCGUUGCUCUGUUUGAAUGGCAAAGAUGUUUUCAGAUAUGUUUAAGCUUAUUUUAUUGAUUUCUAAAUGUGUUUCAUAGUUGAAAAUGUACACAGAGUCCAAGGUGUAGAAUGAAAAUAACAGUGUUGUAUUUCUGUGCAGCAUGAAUUGUGUGAGAUAAAUAAAUAUGAACUUGUAACAAA
This is a messenger RNA of Biomphalaria glabrata, 941 nucleotides long. RefSeq names its product NADH dehydrogenase [ubiquinone] iron-sulfur protein 4, mitochondrial-like. The transcript is spliced from 5 exons. NCBI's taxonomy places the organism in Eukaryota, Metazoa, Mollusca, Gastropoda, Planorbidae. Gene Ontology annotation, biological process: electron transport chain. The record is from RefSeq and is a predicted model, not a curated record. The coding region runs from base 124 to 651 and encodes 175 amino acids.